GCGAGCGGGCGCUGGGAGCGGCGGCGCGGAGAGUGCGGUGGAGCUGCGCCUGCCGAUGCAGGUAUGCAAAGAAGGCUUUUCACGCAGAUAUCCAUAGAGAUAAUAUGGACCAGCCCGGAGUUCUCCUCUGGGUGAAAGCAGAACCCUUUAUAGUGGGCGCCUUGCAGGUGCCCCCGCCAUCCAAAUUCAGUCUUCACUAUCUCAGGAAGAUAUCUACCUAUGUACGAACCCGGGUCACAGAGAAAGCUUACCCACGUCUGUACUGGUCGGUAUGGAGGCACAUCGCAUGUGGGAAGCUGCAGUUGCCCAAGGAUCUGGCAUGGCUUUACUUUGAAAUAUUUGAUAGUCUGGAAGUGAAGACAUCACAGGAGCGCCUGGAGUGGUCUGAGAUUCUGUCCAACUGUGUGUCUGAGGAUGAAGUUGAAAAGCAAAGAAACCAGCUUUCAGUGGACACUCUACAGUUUCUGCUCUUCUUAUAUAUACAACAGUUAAACAAGGUCUCUCUGAGGACAUCAUUGAUUGGAGAAGAAUGGCCUAGUCCCCGAAGCAGAUCGCAGUCACCUGACCUGACUGAAAAAUCCAGUUGUCACAAUAAGAACUGGAAUGAUUACUGUCACCAAGCUUUUGUCUGUGAUCAUCUGUCCGAUCUUCUAGAACUGCUUUUGGAUCCAGAACAACUCACUGCAUCAUCUCAUUCAACCCAUACUAGUCUAGUCUCUCGAGAAGCUGUUGUGGCACUAAGCUUCCUUAUUGAAGGUUCAGUGAAGACAGCCAGGAAGAUAUAUCCACUUCAUGAACUUGCACUUUGGCAACCACUGCAUGCACAAAGUGGCUUCUCAAAGAUCUCUAGGACCUUUUCUUUCUACAAGCUGGAAGCCUGGUUGAGAGCCUGCUUGACUGGGAAUCCAUUUGGCAUGUCUGCUUGCCUCAAAUCUGGAAAGAAGUUGGCUUGGGCUCACCAAGUUGAAGGAACGACCAAAAGAGCUAAAAUUGCUUGUAAUAUUCACGUGGCCCCUAGGAUGCACCGCAUGUUGGUGAUGAGCCAGGUUUACAAACAGACAUUAGCCAAGAGCUCAGACACUCUGGUGGGGGCACAUGUGAAGAUUCAUCGUUGCAACGAGUCUUUUAUAUAUCUGCUCUCUCCCUUACGGUCUGUGACAAUUGAGAAGUGUAGAAAUAGCACCUUUGUCCUGGGCCCUGUACAGACUGCUCUUCACCUCCACAGCUGUGACAAUGUUAAAGUCAUUGCUGUUUGCCAUCGUUUGUCCAUUUCUUCAACAACGGGUUGUAUCUUUCAUAUUCUGACACCUACACGCCCACUUAUUCUUUCUGGGAAUGAGACAGUAACUUUUGCCCCUUUUCAUACUCAUUACCCAAUGUUGGAGGAACAUAUGGCCAGGACUGGUAUUGCUACAGUGCCUAACUAUUGGGACAAUCCAAUGAUUGUAUGUAGAGAGAACAGAGACACAGAUGUCUUCCGGCUCUUACCACCUUGUGAAUUCUAUGUAUUCAUUAUUCCCUUUGAAAUGGAAGGGGACACAACAGAGAUACCUGGGGGUCUUCCAUCUGCAUAUCAGAAAGCACUGGGUCAAAGAGAACAGAAGAUACAGAUCUGGCAGAAAACUGUGAAGGAGGCUCGUUUGACAAAGGAUCAAAGGAAGCAGUUCCAGAUACUUGUGGAGAACAAGUUUUAUGAGUGGCUGAUUAAUACAGGACAUCGCCAACAGCUGGACAGCCUGGUGCCCCCUGCAGUGGGCUCCAAGCAAGCAGCAGGAUAAGCUCCUAUAUCAAAUCACUGGGUCCUGGAAACCAGACGAUGAAAGGAAGAUAGCACACACCUAAAACUAAAUUUGGAAGAUGUUGCUACUUAAGAGACUUUGGGAUUUGUCCUUUUUAUUUUGAGACCUUUUUUUGACUUUAACUCCAUACUAAUUUAUUACUAUUUAGGUUUACUUUUAGCUAAACAUUUGUCAUGUAAACAUGUUAUUUAUAGGCUAUCAGAAGACUCAUCUUUGUGAUGCUAAAUAGAGAAACUUGAUGAAGGCAGUCUCUGUAUAUAUGUUAAUAUUAAAGUGAAUGUAGAUUUACAAGUAAAGUUCAUGUUUUAAUUCAUUUAAGAAGGUUUCAUGCUUUCUAGAGUUUAAAUAAGAGUUUUAUAGUUCUUAUAAGUAUUUAAAAGGAAAAAGCUACUCCCUUAAAAAUAGUUGAAAGAAAAGUAUAAUUCA
Condylura cristata (star-nosed mole) is the source of this 2225-nucleotide messenger RNA. RefSeq names its product TBCC domain containing 1 (gene TBCCD1). Gene Ontology annotation, biological process: maintenance of centrosome location; maintenance of Golgi location. The transcript is spliced from 8 exons. Gene Ontology annotation, cellular component: spindle pole centrosome. The coding region runs from base 105 to 1778 and encodes 557 amino acids. NCBI's taxonomy places the organism in Eukaryota, Metazoa, Chordata, Mammalia, Eulipotyphla, Talpidae. The record is from RefSeq and is a predicted model, not a curated record.